AUGACUUGUCAUCUAAUAAGAGAGGAAUGGUUGGUUUUCAUGAGAUUAUUCAUAUUUCCCCGUGAAGACUACGCUAAAAGACGCUAUCGAACAAGUGAUGCGAAUGGCCGUCAUCUGUUUCAGAUGGACGAUAAGAUUACGUUGUUUGAACGACAACGUGAAGCUGAAACUCUGAGGAAAUAUGCGUUCUGUGGUGUAGCACUGUCAGCUAUCGCGACGAUGUUCUGUGUUAUGCUCGUACCAAUGCUCUACAAUUACAUGCAGCACAUGCAGGCGAUUAUGCAAAAUGAAGUGGACUUUUGUAGGUCGCGAUCUGCAAAUAUCUGGCGUGAAGUCACUCGAACUCAGGUGUUAGUGGAUGUUCCUGGUGUUCAACGAUCGAAACGCUCAUAUGCAAGCAAUGCUGACAGCAUGCCGACUCGAAGCGACUGGCGCUCCUAUGAAAUUCGAUCAGCAACACCGAUGGUGGAGAGCUGUUGUGGCUGUGGAAUGUCGCCACCUGGUCCACCGGGUCCAGCUGGACCGAAUGGUAAAGAUGGAACAGACGGAGAGCCCGGAGCACCCGGCAAAAACGGUACUGAUGCCCUACUACCAGCAACUGCAGCGCCAAGAGACUGGUGUUUCGAUUGUGAAGAUGGGCCGCAAGGACCACCUGGAGGACCCGGACCAAAAGGUCCACCGGGUAAGCGCGGUAGUUACGGUGCACCAGGAAUCAAAGGACAACCCGGGAGGCCUGGAAAGAUAGGAACUGCUGGACCACACGGCCAACCUGGUAAACCCGGUGAUAAAGGACCACAAGGCAAACCUGGGAAAGUGAUCGAUGUGGAAGGUCCAGCAGGAGUUCGUGGACCAUCUGGCCCACCAGGACCGCAAGGAGCGGACGGCGCACCGGGCAAGCCUGGUAAACCUGGGCCUGACGGACCUCUGGGAUCGCCUGGUGAUCCUGGAAAGGACGGUGCUCCUGGAAGAGCCGGCCAGGACGGUCGGCGCGGACCAGACGGAGAACGGGGCAACGGUGGACGAUGUGACCACUGCCCACCACCGAGGACAGCUCCCGGCUAUUAA
This is a messenger RNA of Anisakis simplex (herring worm), 1065 nucleotides long. The record is from the annotation of a GenBank genome assembly. Lineage: Eukaryota; Metazoa; Nematoda; Chromadorea; Rhabditida; Anisakidae.